Sitodiplosis mosellana (orange wheat blossom midge) is the source of this 4395-nucleotide messenger RNA. RefSeq lists its product as uncharacterized. The record is from RefSeq and is a predicted model, not a curated record. The coding region runs from base 919 to 4395 and encodes 1158 amino acids. NCBI's taxonomy places the organism in Eukaryota, Metazoa, Arthropoda, Insecta, Diptera, Cecidomyiidae. The transcript has 2 exons.
GAUCUCUGCGCGAAUGUACAGCUUAAAUUGGGCGAGCCAAUACAAAAGGUCAGCGCAAACAAAGCAAUAAACGACAACGAUGCUGAAAAUCAAGUAAACCACGAAGAAAGCGAUGAUAAUGACAAUGGUACGGAGUCUGAUUCGAGUAAACACGAAAACGAGAAUGACGAACGCUUUAUGACACCACCAAAAAUGGCGAAAACGCUGUAUUCACGGUUUGUAAUCCGAAACAAAGUUUUGAAAGACAAAUUGGAUGACACCGUCGAUCGCUUCCUCAACAAAAUAAAACUAUUCAACAAACAGCUCGAUGUUAUUGAAGAAUACAUAAAGAAUAAUAUGCAAACACGAGCACAAUUGACAAUCAAAGACAUUGAACCAAAUCGCAAAGAUUUGUCUGAAAAUAUGGAAGAAUUAUGCUUUGUAAUGGGAGACGAAGCAACUGACUAUGAAAAUAUAUUUGACGCGGCACUUAUGAGAUAUCGUCAAUUGUUAGAAGAAACAAGCAAUUAAAAAAAGGAAUCUACGUCGGGUCAACUGAAAUUGAAACCAAUUGAAAUACCAUUCUUCAAUGGGUCAAGAAAAAUGUGGCCAACGUACAGCGGCUUGUUCAAGUCAAUGGUAAUGGAGAACAAAACAUUGACAGAAUGCCAAAAAAUGCAGUAUCUAAAAACUACAGUGAAGGGUGAAGCUGCAAACUUAAUCGUAAAUAUGGGCAUCAUGGAUAAUAAGCUAGAGGCUGCAUGGAAAAUAUUAACAGAACGUUUUGAAGAUAAACGUGCGAUAAGAGAAGCUCACUUGGAAUUAUUGUUAAAAAUUCCAGACAUGCGAUUUGAAUCAUCAAAUGAGCUUAUUAAAUAAUAUGACAAAAGUAAAGAAUGCGUCGAACUACUAAAUGAAAUCUCUGCAGAGCAAAUUUUGAUGUAUUUACUAAUGAAAAAAUUACCGACAGAAACACGUAAGAUUUACGAACAGUCGCGUGAAGAUCCAGAUGAAGAUAAAAAAUUAUCAGAAUUCUUCGAAUUUCUUCAUAAAAGGUGCAAAGUAUUACAAGCAGUAGAAGUUAAUAGCAGAAGUAGUGAAAAACAAGUGAAAGAAAAAUGUCCAAAUUGCAAUGAGAAUCAUGCGAUUUUUAUGUGUGUAAAAUUUAAAGCUCUAUCAGUGAAUGAACGUCGCGAGAUAGUCAAACAAAAAUCGCCCUGUUUACUAUGCCUUAGGGGUACACCAAAACAUACGGCUCUGGAAUGCAAGUUUAAGAAAAUGUGCCCACAGUGUGAUAAGCGUCACAACGGUUUAUUACAUAUGGACAAUGAAAAAUCAGACAAACAUGAAAAAAAAUACGAGAAAUUCGCGCAUCAUUCAAAAGAUCAACAAAAAAAAUCAUAUGUGGCAACAACAGAGCACAAAUCGGUAAUUUGUGAAACAACACAUGAUGAAAAUAACAUGAACACUUUACUCGCAACAGCCUUGAUUCGGAUCAGAAUGAUGUGCGGUUGGUCCGAAACUAUACGUGUUUUAAUUGACCAAGGCUCAAUGACAUCGUUCAUUAGCGAAAAAAUAGUGAAACGAUUGAAAUUAAAUAUAAAGAAAAAUAACAUAAACAUCAGUGGCAUUGCCGGCAGUGUUGAAUCAGCGAAAGGCACGGUGGCAAUUGAAAUCGGAUCCAGAUACCCGACGUCUUUCUGCACUAAACUCACGGCAAUUGUAUUGAAAAAGCUUACUACAAUGUUACCAAACAAUGACUUUGAUAAUUCGUUCAUAGACACAGAUGAAUUAGUGAUGGCCGAUCCAAACUUCCACAAAUCAGAGAAAAUUGACAUGAUUCUUGGUGCCAAUGUUUACAGUGAAAUAAUUUUAUCCGGUAUGAUAAAAGCAAGUGAUAAAUCUUUUGUAUUACAAGAAACUGAGCUGGGGUGGAUUAUUUCAGGGCCAGUAAACAAACAAAGAAAUGAGUUCAAUGAAGCACUUUGUAUGACCUGUACUGUGAACGAAAUGGACGAAAAGCUACAGAAAUUUUGGGAAAUGGAGGAAAUUUCCGAGGAAGAAAUGCUAACUCCCGACGAGCAAAGUUGUGUUGAUUAUUUCAACAACUCAAUAAGAAGGGAUGUUGAUGGAGCUUAUAUCGCGUCGUUGCCGUUUAGAGGCGAUCCAGCCACGAUGUUGGGUGAUUCACGAAGAAUGGCAAUGGCUCGAUUAUUCCAAAUGGAGAAAAAAUUUGAAAAAGAUAAAACAUUGAAAGAAGCAUACACAGCAUAUAUUAAUGAAUCAAUUAAGAAUGGCUACAUGGUCAAAUGCGUAAAUAAUAGAAGCGAACCACACUGUUAUUUACCACACCAUCCAGUGAUGAAAGACAGUACAACAACGAAAGUACGUCCAGUUUUUGACGCGAGCAGAAAAACUUCAAACGGAGUUGCAUUGAAUGAUUUACUCAGACCAGGCCCUAAAUUACAAGAGGAUCUGUUCAAUAUUCUAAUCCGAUUCCGUACACAUGCAGUAGCGUUCACGGCAGAUAUAGAGAAAAUGUAUUUGCACGUAAAACUAGACGAACAAGAUCAGCCGUUUCACAAGAUUCUAUGGAGAGAUAGUGUGGAAAAACCUAUUGAAGACUAUCAACUCACUACGGUUACAUUCGGUGUAAAUAUCUCGCCUUUCAUAGCAGUGGCAACUGUACAGCACCAUGCAAAAAACGAAAUGGAAAAUUUUCCUGAGGCAUGCAGUAUCAUUUUGAAUGACUCGUAUAUGGACGAUGUUAGCAGCGGUUGCGACACGGUGGAAGAAGCGAUACAAAGAAGAGCAGAAAUAACGCAUGUACUACAACAAGGAGGUUUCCCACUGAAAAAAUGGGCAUCAAACUCUGAAGAACUUUUGGAGAGUAUUCCAGAAGAUGAAAUCGAGCUGAAAACAAAGGAACUCGGCGGCUAUAAGUAUGUGUCAACACUUGGUCUCAAAUGGUUCUUUGGGGUCGAUAAAAUUGGUUUUAAAAUGGACAUUGAAAGAAAUGCAUCAAAAUAUACAAAAAGAGCAAUUUUGUCUCAAAUCACUACCAUUUACGACCCAUUGGGACUAAUGUCUCCAGUGACAAUAUAUAACAAAAUUUUAAUGCAAGAAAUUUGGAAAGAACAAUGUGAUUGGGACGAAGAAGUGAGUGAACAAAUCGCGACAAAGUGGAAUGCAUUAAAAGAAGAGUUACCUUUAAUCAAAAACAUCAAACCAAAGCGUUGGCUAGAGUGUAGCAAUACAACAAAAAUAGAGUUGCAUGGAUUUUCGGAUGCAAGUGAAGCUGCGAUGGGAGCAUGUGUUUAUAUGAAAGUAUACAAGGACGGUGAAAUCUACGUAAAUCUAGUAGCGGCCAAAACAAAGGUGGCGCCAAUAAAAAAACUAACGCUACCACGGUUGGAACUUUGUGCGGCUGUUUUGGUCGCGAAAUUGAUGAACACGGUGAAAAAAUCGUUAAAAUUGAAAACAUUCGGAACACAUUUUUACUCAGACAGUGAAAUCGUGUUGGCAUGGAUAAAUGGUGACAUCAGCAGAUGGAAAACAUUUGUAGCAAACCGUGUUUCCAGAAUACUCGAAUACAGCGAAAAACAUCAAUGGCAUUAUAUCAACACAAAGGCAAACCCAGCUGACUUCGCAUCGCGCGGGUUACUACCAACACAACUAAUGAACAAUACAUUAUGGUGGCACGGUCCGUCAGUGCUUUUGAAUGAAGAAAAUUGCACCGAAAACAUUUACAAAAUUCAGCCAUAUGACACGGAUUUGGAAAAAAAGAAACCAAAAACAAAAAUAUUCUAUGCAACAAUCGAUACAGAUUAUAUUAGUAAAUAUUCAACGUUGGAUCACACAAUAAGAGUUAUUGCAUUCUGCAUGAGAUUCAUAAAAAAACUGAAAAGCAAAAGAGAGCUGAAAAAAGUGUUGUGUACAAACGACGCGCAUGAUGCAAUAAAAAAACAGGUUCUAGAAACAGAAGAAUUAUCGGAAGCUAAGAUACAUCUGAUAAAAAUAUUCCAGAACAAACAUUUUGAAAAGGAGAUACAAAAAUUGCAAGAAAAACAAUCACUUCCAAAAGAUAGCAAAAUUUUAAAAAGCAUUGAAGAAAUAGUGGAAGAAACAAUAGAAGUGAAACAAAAACGCAAAAAUGAUAUCAACGGAGACGUGAUAGAUUUAACAACCGACGAAGAAACCAGAGCAAAAACCCCAAUCAUCGAUUUAACUAAAGACGAGAACGAAACUCCAACAACAAGCCAAAUCACAGAACCAGACGGCUAUUGGACACCAGGCUACGUUUCACCUUAUUAUGGCUACACAAAUUCACCAGGCGGAGAUCGCUAUUCAACACCAGAUUACAUAGUACCAUAUCAACAGCGUGUCGGCCCCCAAGAUGUCGAUGCAUCAAAUUAA